GGUGCUUCAGUGUCCGCGCGACCACCAUCAAGACUGAGAGAAGCAGCUACGCUCUCCUGGCUACUGCCCUCACAGUGUACCUCCGUCGUAGGUACAUUAGCGACCCGCGUACUGCUACUCCGGUGGCAGGUACCUACUGCCUUUUGGGCCGCGUUGCCUCAUCUGUCACGGCCACACGUCAAAGCGACAGGGACUGAUAUCUCAGUGAGCUAAGCUCCUUCGUGUAGGAAUUUGUCGUGAGAAAACCGUGAGUGAGUGCUGAUGUAGCGGAUUAGGAUGGUGGUGGGUGUCGGAGGUUAGUGGCACUGGUCAGGUGGUGUUGGUCGGCAGUGGUUGGUGAUAAGGUCGUCGUGUGCAGUGAGUGUGGGUCAUGUGAGCGUGAUGGUGAGCGCCCCUUUUGACGCUGCUGGUGUCAAGAGCCCCGCCAUGGCUGGGGGCUUCCCUCGUAGCUGCUCGUGGUCCGUGACGCCCGCCACGCCACCCGUCGCCGCCCUCUCGGCCCCCGACCACCCGCAGCCACUCGACGACGGCGCCCACCGUAGCAGGUGUUUUGAUGACCCGUUUAGGAAGCGCGCCAGCGUAUCAUGGGUGGUGGGUGGCUUGCGAAGCCCCACACGCCCUCACCAUCACGGCCCACGGCCUGACCGAACCCCGCGGCGCUCCUUGGGCGCAGUAUGGCGUGUGUCCUCCUCUAGCCCCGCACGCCAGCUUGGGGCUUGGCUAGGGCGGAGACCUCGAUCCUUCGCUGGCACGGAGGAAACUGUUAGUGCCAUGUACAGCAGUGGCCACACCUUGGCGCCACCCACUUCACCCGUCCCCUCACUCUGCUCCUCUUCCCCGGAGCCUCCCUCGCCCCUCGACUCCUUGGGAGCACGUCAAGUGAGUGGAGGAUCAGCGGGUGCUGCCCCCUGCCUCAGCAGCAGUCCAUCUGCCGCCUCCCUCGCUGCUCUCAACAAGCCUGUUGCCCCACGCCGCCCCACACGCCUUGUCAUCAGUGGGCGUGCGCGGCCGCGCCGCCUCUCCCAUACUCCCUGUGUUACUAGGCUGUGUAAUGUGACAGUGACACGGCUGCAAGUGACGCAUCCUCUUGGUGGAGACCUCAACUCUGUCACGCUGGCUGUCAAGAUGCAGUCCUCCAAGCGCACCCUCCGCUCUAACGAGAUCCCCAUCCCCCCUAGUGGCACUCUUGACAUAGAACUACAGCUCACCUUCUCCCUGCAGUACCCACACUUCCUGAAGCGUGAGGGCAACACGCUGCAGAUUAUGCUUCAGCGGCGCAAGAAGUACAAGAACCGCACCUUCUUGGGUUUCAAGACACUGGCUGUUGGAGUUAUUAACAUGUCACAGGUUCUCCAGCGUCCGGUCGACAGGGAACUAGAAUUAUACAGUGAAGGAAAGGAGAAGGGGACGUCACUAGCUCGAGUUACCAUGGUCUCCCUCUCCUCCCAGCCUGUGGACACAGAUGAGCCAGCAGAGAGAACAAAGUCUUUCAUGGCUGAUAAUCCUGAUCGGUCAGUGGAUCUAGUAGAGGUUUACAGUGAUGAUGAUGAAGAUUACAGCUCACAAGAUGAAGGCAGUGAUUCUGAACCUAUUCUCGAAGAUGGUUCUAGACGAACCCAUCAUCACAUGAGGUCCAGCGCCCGCUCCAAAAGUUUACCCCCCAAUGCUCGGCAACGAAACCUAAAGCAAAGGUUCAUUGCAUUGCUCAAGAGAUUUAAAGUUCCUGAGGCCUUGCAGGCAUUUGAUCAGGAUCAAGAGCUGGAUCCCAGAACAGCUGGUGAAGUGGACGAAGCGGAAAUUGAAGAUCUUUUUGACGAGUUAGAGGACCUUAGUGACUCUGGGCCAGAAGUUGACACCAUCUCCAUUACAUCGACACCAAAGCCUUCCCUACGGCCGUACUUCUCCUCCUCUAGAUCUCUACUUAACGAAG
This is a messenger RNA of Homarus americanus (American lobster), 1930 nucleotides long. Its product is annotated as phosphofurin acidic cluster sorting protein 2-like. Lineage: Eukaryota; Metazoa; Arthropoda; Malacostraca; Decapoda; Nephropidae. Gene Ontology annotation, biological process: protein localization to plasma membrane. The record is from RefSeq and is a predicted model, not a curated record.